Molecule: messenger RNA, 729 nt
Organism: Caenorhabditis remanei
Lineage: Eukaryota; Metazoa; Nematoda; Chromadorea; Rhabditida; Rhabditidae
Exons: 4
Coding region: 1-729 (242 amino acids)
Biological process (GO): nervous system development
Cellular component (GO): neuronal cell body; neuron projection; transport vesicle
Source: RefSeq, a predicted model, not a curated record
AUGACCGGAUUUCGUCUGGGUAGCAACAAAAAGGAGAAGCUGUCUCCACCGGGGACAGCCAAACCUUCUGCGCUGGUCGACGAGGUAAGCGCACCUCGCAACUUUGGAAUCAAGAACUAUCUCCAUCAAUUCUACGUGACUCCAACUGGUGAUGAUGUUGAAGGCGGAGCAAUGGGCGGUCCAAUGAGCGGAGGAGCAUGGUACUUGUUACCACCACCACCUGCUCAGAGGAGAGGUCUUCUGAUCUGUCGUAUCUGUACAAUCAUCGGAUUGCUGUUCCUGAUCGCUGGAGCAGUCACAAUUUGUAUCGGAUACACUUGGAAGGAGGAGCGUAACAUCGAACAAUCCAUCGAACGCUUCGUUCUUUUCCAGGACGAGAACGGUGGUCUCUAUGUUCCACGUGACAAACUAGAGAUAAUCCUUCAAGAUCCGAUGCGUCUGUGGAAGUCAGUCGGAUUCGGACUGUUCACAUUGGGAAGUCUUCUUCUAGCCUUCUCAUUGGCCAUUCCAACAGCGGCUGCUAUGGUCGGAACCACUCGUUUCGCUGCUUUUGCAUCACCGGAUAAUUCUCCAAAUGAGCCGCCCGUUCGAGUGUUCCCUCACUCUUCCAACGUCACCGGAAUGAGCAGCGGGCCAGUUCCAGUGAUGGAGGAGAUUGCAAAGGUGCAACCAUCUGAAAAGAGGUCUCCAACUGUAACAACAGAUCUUCUCGACCAGGAAGUGCAUUGA